CCUUUGCUGUUCAUUGUGUUUCCAGCAGGACUGGGACGGCUCCCUCCCAUGAUGCACCGGCAGAAGAUGUCUGAGGGCCGCUCCCAGUGGGCUUCAGGGUCACACCCCCCCCGGGCUCACAACACUGAGGCAAUAGCCAAGGCCAAAGGAAACGGAGCAGGAGGAGGAGGAGGGAGGAGAUCCAGCUUCAUGGGGCAGAUCAUUCCCAUUUACGGUUUCGGGAUUUUCUUGUACAUCCUGUACAUUCUCUUCAAGAUUACGUCCAAGGGCAAAAAUACUAAACAUGACCAUAGGUUCCCUGCUUUGAAAACAGAAAAUAUGAAAAGAAAAAUCACUGACUACGAGCUGGCACAACUUCAAGAGAAACUGAAGGAGACAGAAGAAAUGAUGGAGAGGAUAGUAUCCAAAGUGGGGCAUCACCCAGAUGGGAUUAAAAGUGUCACCACUGAGCAUGAAGAAAAAUUACUCCGUCAGCUGAAUGAAAUUACACGGGUGAUGCAGGAAGGCAGGCUCAUGGAGGAGGUCUCCCCAGAGAAGGAAGCUGAGGAAGUGCCAUACUCAGAGGGCUGGGAAGGCUACCCCGAGGAGACCUACCCCCUGCACGAGGAACCAGCCUGCUGCAGGCAGGGGUACAGCAGGGUCGUGGUGGAAGGCUUCGACGCAGGCCACACAUCGGCGGAGGAGCUGGCAGAAAGGAUGGAAGGCAUGGAGGGCGUGGAGCCAGAGGAGUGCUACUCUGUGCGCAGCCUGGUGCAAGAACAAGAGCCGCUCCAGCCGGGUGGAAAGCAGCUCCCCUUCUGUACGCAAAGGGAUGCGUUCCAGUACCAGGGGGAGAGCGCUGGUGAUGACGAGGGCGAGGACGACGGCGGAGAUGACGACGCUGGAGGGGACGAGGAAGAGGACCCUGCCGUAAUAGCGGAGAGCCUCAGCUUUGGCUGCGAGUCCUUCAGCGAUCAGGAGGAAGAGUGGGACGUGUCCUGCCAGGCAGCUGGAGCUACAAAGGAUGAGAGCCUCCAAGAAACGGAAAUUGCGAAUGAGCUUGCCUUUGGGGUGCUCAGAAAACGCAAUAAAUAGGAGCUGGAAGAAACACGUGGACUUCAUUCCCCUAAAGCAGUUGCCAGUCUGGAACACCUUAAUCCUAACUUUCCAUGUGGGCAAACUGUACAGUGAAUGAAUCAGAUGUGCAAUAUGCCCACAGGCAAGAUCACGCCCUUUGUGUUUGGUUGACAGAACAUGUUUUUUUAAAUGUGUAAAUCCUUGCAGAAAGGGUUGCAGGUGAAAUAUGUUGCAUGCAUGGGUCCCACACUUCCAGUACCAAACCUUGAAAUUCUUUUUCCAGCUUUACACAUCAAGGAGGACUGUGUGAAAGUAUUAUACAGUUUCUUUGUUGAAGUUAAGGGCAACAGCUUUCAACCACCUGUCAGCUACUAAUUUAUUUUUUAUUCUAAUUUAAAUUGAUGUUAUUGGGUCUUAAGCCUUUUGUCCUACAGUGGACUGCUAGUACAAAAAAAGACUCCAAAUUCAAAGUUUUCACAGUGCAUUUCAAUCUGUUCUACAGCACAAAUUAUACUUAUUACUAGAUACUAAGGAUAUACAGUAGACUAUUAACAUCAAAGGACAGUAAUAUGAUUUUUAUAUGGAGACUUCAAAAAUGUUUUGUACACCACAUUCUGUUAAAUCUAUAUUGUACAUUGGAAUUUAUAUCUAGGAUGUAUGACAUAAUUCUACCAAUAGAAUUGUUUUAUAUUAUUCUUAUUAUGAUUGUUAGCAUAAUAUUAUUAGCUUACCAUGGUUCACCUAUUGACCUUAAUUUUCAGCAUGUUUAAAAAAAUAAGUGAUCCUGGAACA
Lepisosteus oculatus (spotted gar) is the source of this 1848-nucleotide messenger RNA. The record is from RefSeq and is a predicted model, not a curated record. NCBI's taxonomy places the organism in Eukaryota, Metazoa, Chordata, Actinopteri, Semionotiformes, Lepisosteidae.